Molecule: messenger RNA, 1078 nt
Organism: Meloidogyne enterolobii
Lineage: Eukaryota; Metazoa; Nematoda; Chromadorea; Rhabditida; Meloidogynidae
Source: the annotation of a GenBank genome assembly
GAAAAUGAACGAUACAUCUUUAUCUGAGGAAGUAAAAGGCGAUUAUUUGUUUUUUUCAACUGAAGACCCAAUCCGCACUGUCUACGCUUUUUUGGACAGUUUUGUUCUUUUUGUUGGUCUUUCAAUGAAUUCUUUAUUAAUUUACCUGAUCCGAACUAAAACAGCAGCAGGAAUGGAAAUAUACAAAAAAUUGCUUUAUAUGAGUUGUUUUAUGGAUUUAAUUGUUUCUUUUUGGACAUUUAUUGUCCAACCGAUACCAGUAAUUUCGCACGGUUAUCGAACCGUUUUGAUGAAUGGAAUCUUUCGUAAGUCUUCACAACCAAUUCGUUAUGCUGUCUAUCUAAUUUGGGUUCAAAUGCUGAUAUUUUUCUUAAUAACAACAAUAACACAAUAUGCUUACCGUUUUUGUAUUUUAUGUAGAAAUGGGGUUGUUUCUUUAAAAUUUUUUGGAUGGAUGACUUUUGGACAAACUUGUCUAUUUUUUGCUCAUGGAUAUUUGCUUGCAUGGGCUGACUAUCCACGAGAAGGAGAAAAAGUUUUUAUGAAGGAGAUAAGAGAAAAAAUUAUGGAGGAGUCUGGAUUAACUGAUGUUGAAUUUAUUUCUUUUGUUAAUGCGAGAAACUUUCGUUGGCUUGUACACCUUGUAAUUAUGGGUAUUAUUGUACCUGGUUUUUACAUUGUAAUUGGCAUUUGUUUCUUUAAAAUUCGAAAAGAAGUUCAAGGAAUGAAUGUUUUAAAAUUAAAAGAAUAUAGCAAUCAGGUUUCGGCCGCCCUUCUUUUUCAGGCCCUACUUCCAACAUUUGAAGCUUUUGGUUGGGGUGUUCAAACAUUUCUUCCUGUAUUUGUUACCGAACGUAUUAGCACUGUAAUCUACACAGUUUUUACUGACAUUCCAAUUCAUUUAAUACCGGCAUUAAAUCCAAUUGGGACUAUUUUGCUUGUUGCUCCAUAUCGCCGUGCUGUGUUUCGCUAUUUUGGAAUUACAAAAGCCCAUUCAACAAUUAUUCGUAUACAAACAACAAUUCAAACAAAACGCCGUCAAGGGACAGUUAGUAUUCAUCCAACCACACAUAAUUGA